CCGGGUCCCUUCGUGCGGUGUAGCAGGUCGGUAGGCGGGAAAUGGCGACUGGCUGCUGAGCGGCCGCGGAGCGCCGAGCCCCGGCGGCGGUGUAAACACAGCACCGCCCGCACGGCCCGGCCUGGCCCGCACCGCCCGCUCGCCGGGGACUCGUCCGGCGGGGCCCGCCCGGCUCCCCGCGCCGCAGCUUUACAUGUGGUACUCAUGAAAAUGAGGCUGAGAACGCGGAAGGCUUCUCAGCAGUCCAAUGCAAUUCACGCGCAGCGCGCACAGAGGGCCAAGAGGAAACACUCGGAGGUGGAGGAGAGCCUGCCUGGCGGCGGGGGGAAGCCGCAGAAAAAUGAGACGGGCCUCCUGUCUUCAAUCAAGAAGUUUAUUAAAGGCAGCACGCCCAAGGAAGAAAGAGAAAAUCCUGCAAAAAGAAGUAGAAUUGAACGGGAUAUAGAUAACAACUUGAUCACGUCCACACCUCAAACAGGAGAAAAGCCUAAUAAACAGAUCUCUCGAGUCAGACGGAAAGGUCAAGUGAAUGGAGAAGCUGGAAGUUACGAAAUGACAAACCAACAUGUGAAGCAGAAUGGGAAAUUGGAAGAUAAUCCUGCCACUGGCAGCCCCCCGCGAACCACGUUACUGGGAACCAUCUUUUCUCCCGUCUUCAAUUUUUUUUCACCAGCAAAUAAAAAUGGAACAUCAGGAUCGGAUUCUCCAGGACAAGCUGUUGAGGCUGAAGAAAUAGUCAAACAGCUUGAUAUGGAGCAGGUAGAUGAGAUUACUACAAGUACUGCAACGUCAACCAAUGGAGCAGCUUACACUAGCCAGGCAGUGCAGGUCAGAUCUGCUGUCAACAAUGGUUUAGAAGAAGUAGAAGAAACAAAUGAUCGUGACCUGCCACCACUUACAGCACCAGUAUCUCCAGACAGUGGCUACUCAUCAGCUCAUGCAGAAGCCACCUAUGAAGAAGACUGGGAAGUCUUUGAUCCAUACUAUUUCAUCAAACAUGUUCCACCACUAACAGAAGAACAACUGAACAGGAAGCCAGCUCUUCCACUGAAAACAAGAAGCACACCAGAAUUUUCAUUAGUUUUAGACUUGGAUGAAACAUUAGUGCACUGUAGUCUGAAUGAAUUAGAAGAUGCUGCACUCACUUUUCCAGUUCUUUUUCAAGAUGUCAUUUACCAGGUUUACGUGCGGUUAAGGCCGUUCUUCCGAGAAUUCCUGGAACGUAUGUCUCAGAUUUAUGAGAUCAUUCUUUUUACUGCUUCUAAGAAGGUGUAUGCAGACAAAUUACUGAAUAUCCUAGACCCUAAAAAGCAACUAGUCAGGCAUCGACUUUUCCGUGAGCAUUGUGUCUGUGUACAAGGAAAUUACAUAAAGGAUUUAAACAUUCUUGGUAGAGAUCUUUCAAAAACGAUCAUCAUUGACAAUUCACCGCAAGCCUUUGCCUAUCAGCUUUCCAAUGGAAUUCCUAUAGAAAGCUGGUUCAUGGAUAAAAAUGACAAUGAACUCCUAAAAUUGAUUCCAUUUCUGGAGAAACUUGUAGAGCUGAAUGAAGAUGUCCGGCCUCACAUCAGAGACAGAUUUCGCUUGCAUGACUUGCUACCCCCGGAUUAAGCCUUCGGUCUGAUUACUGGAGGGGGAGAAAAUGCAGGACCCUUUUGGACUGAAACAAAACAUUGCCAUUACUGUUGAAAUUUUGCAUUUUUGUACCCCGUCUUGCUUUUCUUAUCUUUGGUGCCCAACAAUAAUCAAGGGUUACAGAAAGAGACUUUAUAUAUCUGAGAUUGAACACAAACAGUACAAUACAGUACAACGCAGUAGGUAGGCUAGAACAGAAAAGUCUUUAGAACUAGUGCGACUCCGAUGAAAUUUUUUAUGUACAGGACAUCUGCAGUUUAUAAAGAAUUCUGUUUCUGCCACCAGCAGUUUGACCUGUAGAAACACAGGAUUUUAUGAUAUAACAGAGAUUGAAAAAAGAGUCUUCUUUUCUCUCUGUUCGGUGCUCUAAGUGGGUUUGUAGCCACUUUUCUGUUACUUUAGAGAUUCUCAUUUCAACAGGAAUGGCCAGUAAAAGUUGUUUUUAUUUUUCCUGUUAAGGUUUAUAACCUUUUUACACUUUUGACCUGUAUUAGAUUAGAAUUUCAUUAUGCAUUCCUUUUAGUUGAGGCGCUUCAUAGUUUUUCUGGGAAUAGCCAAAUUUUCUUAGUUUUUUAUUAUACAGUUGAAUGGCCGUUUUCCUGCUUCGUCUGCCUGCAUACUGUAUAUUUGUUUAAAAAUAUUCUCUAGUUUUAAUCCACGUAAGUUUCAUUUAGAAAGAAAAACCCCGCAUUUAUAUUUUGUUUCUGUAAUAUUCUACUGUAGUUGAAAUCUUUUCAGAAAUCGAGAGACUGGCUAGAUAAGAAGAAUAUAAGAAUUACUAAUAUUCAGAAUAUUUUAAACCAUUGUGAUGGCACGUGCUCCGGACAGACAGUAUCUUGCAGUGGCACAAACAACGGUGGACAAGGAAUACCUCAGGCUGUCCUGUGCAUGCCAGCCCUGGCGGGAGAAUAGCUUGGUCCGUGCGGGCGCCACGCGUCGCAGCGCCGCUGCCUCGGGGCCGCUCCGCGAGCGGCGAGGGCUGCAGGCUCAGCGUUCCGGACGCGCUGCUGGGCUGCGCCGCCUCCGCUGCGCCGCUCCUCGCUGCGGCCCGUUGGAGCGGCGCCCGGCAGGAGGUGAGCGCGGCGCUGUGCCGUCAGCCUGCCGUCGUGGUGGUCGCUAUGCUAUGUGGAAAUAGUCUUUCAGCCGUGGUUCUCUAAUGCAGCUACUGCAAGAGGUCGAUAUUUUUAUAAUGGCGUGUAAUCUCCUGUUGAGGAGCUUUUUAUGGAAGGUAUAAUUUGUAAAAGUUAGGGUGUUUGCCUCUCGACUGCAUUGACAUGCCACAGGCUCAGACUGUUUUUGUGUAAAAGAUGUCACAGAACGGCACUUUUUCUAAAGAGAAGUUUGAUAUUUUGUAUGCUUGUUAAGAAAGUACAGUAUUGGAAAUUAAAGGUGGACAACUGAUAAUUGAGAAGUAUGUCAAUUAAUUUUUUAUGUAUAUUACCUGUUUACUUGUACAAUUUUAUUGUACAAAUUACAUGCAGCUUCAUUUUCAAAUGAGUCCUUAAAGUAAGGAAAAUCUUUUUAGGAAAACAUUUAAUUUUUGUAUUUUUGAUUUUAAAAGGCAUGAGUUAUGUCAACUUUUUCCAGUGUAUUAAUGAAGAUUUUAACUUUUCAUCAGGUUGAGUGUUUUCUUACUAUAUUAUCUGUUGUGUAUGUAGCUAGCACAUUGUGUCACUGAACUGUUUAAAGAGAUUAGCAUGUAGAGCAAGCCUGUUUUGUGGAAAAUCCUUAUUCAUUAAAAAAAUCAUCAUGGCAGGUUUUCUGCAAAAAAGUGGAAACAUUUGCAAUUCAGAAUACUGAUUUUUUUUUUUUUUUUGUAUUUAAAGAAAAGUAUUUUGCUUGCAGGAAAGAAAUACUACAGAUUCAUUUUAAUGAGAAUCUUUUAAAUGUAUUUAUCUUUAGGGCAUCUGGGCAUCUUUACACUGUUUGUCUUAUGUCUUUAUUGAAAUAAAAUGUACAUAACAUUACCUUUAUAUAUGCUUUUGCGCAGCCGUGUGAGCCUGUAACCAUCCCUGCUCCUCCUGUUUUUAUGUUGAUGAGAUGGUUCUGGAAAUAUUUAUGGAGUUUGAAAAUGGUCGGCUUGUAUUUGAAUUGCUACAUGGUUUGCCAACUAUUUUUUAGCUGCUCGUUAAAAUGUAAAUCUAAAUCUGAGAUUUUUAAUUGGUUUUAACGGCGAAUCCCUGUUGAACGUGGAAUUCUUCCAGAUUUCUUGGAGUAAUUUACACCGUAGGACUGCUUUACCAUCACCAGGCUACCAGAAGGAACCCGUCUUUGCUCAGUAGCUCAUAGCUGUUCUCUGACUGUAAGCAGGGACGGCCGUCUGUCCGAUGCCGUCCUGACACGCGUCCCGUCUCUAAAACAUUCUAGAAGUGCUUUCUUUAGUUAAGGAAACCAAAGCAUACAUUGCACUUUACAGCUGUAUCUGUGUUGUGAUUAUCAGAUCAGUGAGGGAAAUGGAAAUGUAAAUUGGAGGAUUUAGUUCUACAUAGAUGCACAACAAAAGUUACAGAGGCUGCUUAGUAAACAGAUUAAAUAUUAAUACUUUAAUGUGCUGCAAGUCUGAUAUUUAUCAUUCUGAACUUUGCAGAAUGAGUCUGCCUUCCUCAAAAUGCGAGUUCCUAACAAUGUCAAAGACUUCUGGCAUAAAAACAAGUCUUUGCACGAAGCAAAGUUCUGUUCCUUCGGCUUUGAUUUCCAUCAGCCUCGAGGCUGAGGCCUCGCUGUUUGACUUCAGUCUGGAUCAAAUUGUGCAGACCGAAAUUGGCGCUGUCUCAGCUGCGGCUGUUACUUGAGGUUGAAUGUAGAACUGUGCUGCUUGAGCAGUUCAUCGUGUAGCUGUAUCAUUUAUUCUCAUUUUAUGUAUGUUUAGGAAACACACCAUCGUAUUUCAAAGUUCUUAAUGGUUUCGUUUUUGUCUGUGGUUUCAUUUGUGGUCUUCGACUUGAUUCUGGCAAUGUUUGCUAAUUGAAUGUCUUUGUAUGUAUUCUGUUCUAGGUUUGAGUGUUUUUCCUUUGGACAGCAAAACAACGAUAUUUCGUACUUCCAUUAUUGGCUGCUUUUCUACCUUUGGUUCAUUUCACCUUCCAUCUCUAUGGAAAAAGAUUUUUUUUUAAUUAUUAUUCAAAUGUAUCUGAAAACCUGAAUGUUUCAAGACCUGAUCAAACAUCUUCCAUAGGAAGAGUUGUAUCAGCUGAAUGCGUGCUGUGAGGAGGCACUUCUUUAAGCAGACCACUAAAAUGUGUUACUAAAAGUAACCAGAUGUGUAAGUGCAGAACUGUUGGCUCUCACUCACUGUUGGAAGCAGGCAUCCUUCUCAUUCCGUACCUUCUCCCCUCCCAGACUCUUCCAGAGACCUUUUUAGGCACAAGGUGGAUUGGCACAACUGGCAAAGCAUGGAGCCCAGCGAGGAGAGGGGCUGGGAGUGAGUGCAGAUCUCAUCAGCCUGCCUCCCAGUAGCAGCGUGGUGAUGUGGGCCCGUGGUCUGCAGCAGCCUGUAAUGGUAGAGCUUGGGUGGUUGGUCAGGAAAGCUGUCCGGACACACAAGAGUGUUACUAUCCAAGUAAAUACCCAUGUCUCUUGAUUUUUUUUUUUCCUUCUGGUUCUGACUUCCUUAUAGCAUUGCAUUGCAAACCAUUACCUUUAUUCUCUGUGUAAAUCAGCCGCAGCCUGUUGGUGCAGACAUUAAGGUAGAUGAUGGCAUUUGUAACUUAACAGAUGUGACUGAAACUGAGGAAAGCUCUGUCCGUGGUGGGGUGCCUACAUGAGUGAAUUGUGGCUGCUGAACUCGGUGUGUCCUCACUGUCACUCCUUUCAUCUGACUGGGGGACUGGAUUAGCACUGAGCACACCUAAAUUUGGGGAGUUAGGAAAGUUACCUGUGCCUUCUUUGUCUCCUCUCCAUCCUGUGCUCCCUUCUGUUUGAAGGACUUGGAGAGCACACCUUUACAAAGCUAGAAUUCCAGUGUAAAAUUAAUAUUUACAUGGUUGAAAUUAAUCUGGUAUGUGUAGGUAAAUGGAAUGGAUUUCAGGAAGUCAAGGCCAAAAAGUAAACAUUUGCAAUAUAAUUGAAAGACCAAGCACCUACUGGUGUGAUAUCAGCACAGCUGUUGGGUUUGUUUCAAGAAGCGCAACAAGAAACUAAUUGCUAUUUCAUUAAAAUAACGUCUUCCGCUGUAAGUAGAAUUUCAAGUUAAGUACUGGUUCUUUUUAUGGGGAAACGACUUCUGUGGAUUUGUGCAGCAGAGCAGGCAGGUGGUUCAGCCAACCCACUGAGCUUCUUUAAUCUCAUUAUCAAAGCCCGAUACAAUAAAAUGAAAAGAUGAGAGUCAGGUGGCGCCUCGGCAGCAGCGCGGUGCUGACGGCCGCUUCUCCCUCCUCUGCCUGGGGAUGGCGCUUCAGUCCCCAGGGCUGCGCUGGGCCCGAGCAGGAGCUGCUCGUUGGGGUCGCCGUGCUGUGCUGCCCGAGGUCGGUUAGGGCUGCUGCGGGAAGGCUCACGGGAAGAUGGUUUUUGUGGGAAUGUAAUGGCCACGUUGAAGUCGUUCCGCUGCAGAACAAUGUUGUGAACUUCAGAGACAUUAAAGGACUGUUCUCAAAGAUCUGAUCAGGCCAAAACUGUGUCAUUGCAGAUUUGCAUCUUGGAUUUCUGAUGCUUAAAUAAAAUGGUUAACAAGUUGAUAAAUGGCUGAUGAGAAGUAGCGUAGAUGCAUUGUUUUCUUAGCUAGUAGUCAUCAUUUUGUAAAAAACAAACAAAAAAGAUAUAUAUAAAUUAAAAAAAAAGACAGCAACUUCUUUGUUUGGAAGCAAGCAAGGAAGGCUUGGUAAGGAUUGACUUGUAUAGGUUCUGUUAAGCACAUCACUAUUUUGGUUGUCUUGACUGUGUAAUGUAAUAUUGUUUUGCUUUAUUUUUUUUAUACUUGCAAAAAUGUCAUUGUACUGAUAGGCUGAAUCUUGUAAAAUACAAUUGGAAGAGAACCAAUGUUCUACAAAUUUGUGUUUUUUUCUGCUAUCAUUUCUAGUAUAUAGAAUCAUAAAGAUUUAUAUUAAAUAUU
Molecule: messenger RNA, 6682 nt
Organism: Lagopus muta (rock ptarmigan)
Lineage: Eukaryota; Metazoa; Chordata; Aves; Galliformes; Phasianidae
Gene: CTDSPL2
Product: CTD small phosphatase like 2
Exons: 13
Coding region: 205-1611 (468 amino acids)
Molecular function (GO): phosphoprotein phosphatase activity
Source: RefSeq, a predicted model, not a curated record